UUCAGGAGUUACUCGUUGCGCGUGUUUACUUCCGGCGCAGACCGGAAGCAGGGUUUCUGGAGGUGACCGAAUGGCAGUGUGCAGAAUUGGUUUUAUUUCUCCAUUAUAAGCGAUAUUAUUAUUGUCAGUGGCUGGACGUUGAACAGUUUUCACGGUCAGUGGUGAUAUUCUGCGUUCAGAAUGGGGUCACACCUCGUGCGGAGCUACAUCACGGAGAGAGACGCGACGCCCGACCCGAGGAAGCCGUCUGCGUACGACCCUCACCUGGGCUUCCCUGAGCGCAGAGAGAGAGAAAUGGUGGCGACGCAGGAGCAGAUGAACCUGGCCAUGCUGCCGGUGGAGCAGCGCGAUUACUGCGCACACUACCUGCUCAAACUCCUCAAGUGCAAGAGAGACAAUUUCCCCAACUUCCUAGCCUGCAAACACGAGAGGCACGACUGGGACUACUGUGAACAUCAGGAGUAAGAAAUGCUGCUUGAGCCAGCACUCAUUC
Molecule: messenger RNA, 493 nt
Organism: Cyprinus carpio (common carp)
Lineage: Eukaryota; Metazoa; Chordata; Actinopteri; Cypriniformes; Cyprinidae
Product: NADH dehydrogenase [ubiquinone] 1 beta subcomplex subunit 7-like
Exons: 2
Coding region: 181-465 (94 amino acids)
Cellular component (GO): mitochondrion
Source: RefSeq, a predicted model, not a curated record